Sabethes cyaneus is the source of this 1377-nucleotide messenger RNA. It is a transcript of the gene Cdk1, whose product is annotated as cyclin-dependent kinase 1. Gene Ontology annotation, cellular component: nucleus. Gene Ontology annotation, biological process: protein phosphorylation; G2/M transition of mitotic cell cycle; mitotic G2 DNA damage checkpoint signaling. NCBI's taxonomy places the organism in Eukaryota, Metazoa, Arthropoda, Insecta, Diptera, Culicidae. The transcript is spliced from 3 exons. Gene Ontology annotation, molecular function: cyclin-dependent protein serine/threonine kinase activity; ATP binding; RNA polymerase II CTD heptapeptide repeat kinase activity. The record is from RefSeq and is a predicted model, not a curated record. Bases 194 to 1090 code for a protein of 298 amino acids.
GAGGCGGCCUUGGUUCAAAUUUCCGAUUGUCCGCCUUCUUUCAAACGACUAGCAGAAGCAUAACGAACUUCAAACCCCGCUCGAAUUUGUUUACCCGUGCGUGAGCCAGAGGAAGACUGAUUGUAUUAAGUUUAAUUUAGGCACCUUACGAAAGGCAUUUUUCCGGCACAGUUGGACGAGAACUCACAAAACGAUGGACAACUUCCAAAAAAUAGAGAAAAUCGGUGAAGGUACGUACGGUGUCGUGUACAAGGGCCGAAAUAAACUUACCGGUGAAAUAGUCGCUAUGAAAAAGAUUCGUUUGGAGUCGGAGGAUGAAGGAAUACCGUCAACUGCCAUUCGUGAAAUUUCCCUGCUGAAGGAAUUGCAGCAUCCGAACAUAGUCUCGCUGCAGGAUGUCCUCAUGGAAGAAAAUAGGUUAUAUUUGAUAUUCGAGUUUUUGUCGAUGGAUUUGAAAAAGUACAUGGACACCCUGCCAGCGGAGAAAAUGAUGGACGCAGAUUUGGUAAAAAGUUACAUGUACCAAAUCACGGCCGCAAUUCUGUUCUGUCAUAAACGACGGGUGUUACAUCGGGAUUUGAAGCCGCAGAAUCUCCUGAUCAACAAAGAAGGUCUGAUUAAGGUAGCUGACUUCGGUUUAGGUAGAUCGUUUAACAUUCCAGUUCGCAACUAUACGCAUGAAAUUGUUACCCUCUGGUAUCGAGCACCGGAGGUUCUGCUCGGUUCACAACGGUAUGCCUGUCCGGUGGACGUUUGGUCAAUAGGUUGCAUUUUUGCUGAAAUGGCUACCCGAAAACCACUGUUUCAAGGUGAUUCUGAGAUUGAUCAGCUGUUCCGAAUGUUUCGCAUACUGAAAACACCGACCGAGGAGAUCUGGCCAGGGGUCACUUCUCUCCCCGACUACAAACCGACAUUCCCCUGCUGGGCGCAAAAUAAUCUAAAUGCUCAAGUUAAAAAUCUCGAUUCGGCUGGGCUGGAUCUACUGCAGAAGUGCCUGAUUUACGAUCCCGUUCAUCGGAUUUCGGCCAAAAAGAUUCUGGAACAUAAGUAUUUCGAUGGCUUCGAUCGGCGUGUGGUGCCUACGGAUUAAUUUUCGGUUUUGUCAGAGAUCGUUCUAACUUCUUAUUCUUCUUCCUGGGAUUUCGAUGGGGUCUUUUGUUGUGUAAAUAGCCCUCCCGAUGCAGAAUGGAAACACGUUUAGGAUUUCUCCUCGAAAUAGUAGCUCUUAAGAUUGAUCCGAUAGGUUGUCAUUCUCGUUUUAGGUUCGAAUUUUUCGCUACGUGGCAGACCAAGAGAGCAGAUUUUCUCAGCGCCUUAUCUGAGGUCUUUGCAACGUAAUUUUUAACGUGGUAAAUACAAAUCGAUAAUAAAUGACGU